GAAGAAGAAGAAGAAUGGAGGCUGAGUAGAAUCGUAGCUAGCAAGGAUUAGCAGUUUCUUCACGGAGGUAACCACAGCAACAGCUUUUUGUAUUUGACAGUAACUUCGAAACUUAUCUUACUGCGCGUUUUUUUGCCAACACUGCCACAAGGUCCGUGGAGCACUCCCUCCUGAAAUGUCCCAAGUUUAGAAAAGGAAAGGUUUUGACCUCCUUGAUAUAGAGCUGAGAAGCUUCCUAAUAAGGACAGCUGAAUCCUCACUAUCACCCUGGGGAGUAAAGAUGGAGGAGGACCAUGUCCACUGUGUGUCGUGUGUUAGCCAGAGGUGUACGGUCAGACCUGAGCCUGGUGUUAGCUGUGAUCUCAUCUCCUGUCCUCUAGUAUGUGGGGCAGUAUUUCACUCCUGUAAAGUGGAUGAGCACCACCUUUUGUGCCCGCUGGUGAGGGUCCCGUGCCUAAACAGUGGCUAUGGCUGCCCUGCAACCCUGCUGCGCAAUCAGAUGUUCGCACACCUUGAAGUGUGUCCGGCUGGAGUUGUUUGCUGCACCAUGGAGUGGAACAGGUGGCCCGUGAGCUGCCUGGACUACAUGUCCUAUGAGAGUCUGAGCCGAGGGGUGGAGGAGGCGGAACAGCUGGACAUGGCACUUGCACUGCAGGACCAGCGUACGUUGCUGGAGUCCCUGAAGGUGAUUGCCAUGACGCCUACAGCAGAGAGAGAGCUGCUUGUUCCUGUAAAUAAAGACAACAGGAUGACAGACUCGGCUUUGCUUGGACCUGCUCCUGAGGCCUCCAUCUUUAUUGAGUCAACUACACAGUUAUUAUCCUCACCUCAAGUUCCCCCUGCAGGCUCAGCAAAGGAGAAAAUAGCCAGUGGAAUAAAUGGCUUGAAUGAGGAGCACUUUGGUAAACUUUAUGAGGCCACAGUUGAGACUGCGAGGAGCUUACGUGCUGCUUUAGACUUUGUCAAUAUUGCCAACUCAGAGUGUGAAGAAAAAGACAGUACUGUGGAGAAAAGUAGAAAUGGAAACCAUCAGAAUGGACAGGAGGAAAAAACCUCUUUAGUUGCUGAAGAACUGUAUCAAAAAAAGAUGGAAGAACAGAGUGUUUGCUCCAGUUGCUUGAAAGAAAACAGAGCUUUUAAAGAACCAGAUGGUAAGAUUUUAAACACAACUAAUGGACCAGUGUCUGAUGCUGUAGAUGUCUCUCUUGCUGAGGGGCAAAAGGAAGUGAAUGCAGGAGUCGCCCCUCCAAUGAUAGCUCCAGUUCACAUCAGCCAGGGUGUGGCACAGAGGGCUAGUCAUGUCGUCCUGGAAGAAAGGGGGUUAGUCUUUUUGGACAACCCUGGAGCAGAGCGCAAGUUCAACAACUAUCAGAUUUUUAGGGGGCAGAGCCAUGGUUCUUUAUUUAAUGGACAGAUGGGUGUCAUCCCAAACAGGUUACUCUAUAGAGUACGACCCAAAAUGGAAGACAAAGCAGUAGAUACAUCAGAUUUGGAGCAGGAGGAUGAUCCCAUGGGUCUGGGGGAGAUUGAUCUGAUCACAGCAGCCCUGCUUUUCUGUCUCGAGGAGUCAAGAGAGUGUCGAAGGAUCUCUGAUACUGUCUACGUUGAUAGCUUUCGUGUCGACUUUGGCACACAGACUUUCACUUUCCCUGCAGCCAUCUUGGUAACAAACACCCGAGUGGGGGACAUGGCUUCUGCAUCCGCCUGUGACCACGCUGCUCCACAGCUCCCCUACCCCAGCCCUUUCUGCACCCUCCGUCUCGGCCUCGUCCUCGAAGCUUUGGAGGUGGAAGCGGUUCCGCAUAACCGUUACCUCCCUCCUAACCCUCGCUACCAGCACAUGUUCCCGUUUGUCUGCGCCCAGUCAUUCCGUCGAGACCAGUUUGCAUCCCAUUUCACCAACGUCCACGGGGACAUUCAUGCCGGCCUUAAUGGCUGGAUGGAGCACCGCUGCCCCCUGGCUUAUUAUGGUUGCACAUUUUCCCAGCGGAGGUUCUACCCAUCCACUCGGGGAGCCAAAGUGAUUCAUGACAAGCACCUCAGGUCCUUCGGGGUUCAGCCUUGCCCAAGGGCCAAACUUCCAAGUGACUCCAAGUCAGACCAAUUAAGCGGUCUUCCCAUUGAGAUUCUGUGGCACAUAACCGGAUUUCUGGACAGUUUCAGCCUGUGUCAGCUGUCACUGGUGUCACGGACUAUGAGGGAAGUGUGUGCCAGUCUGCUGCAGACUAGGGGCAUAGUGGAACUGCAAUGGGAGCGCAGACAGACCCCUGGUUCUCCUGGAAUGGUGUCAUGGCACAUCAAAAACAAAGUGUGGAGAUUCACCACUGCCUUCAGCCCUGUGUUGUCAUGGGGUUUCACCGACCUCCCCAGCAUGUCAGACCACCUUAAAAAGUGCCCCUUCAACAUAGUGGAGCACAAGACAGAGCCCGUACCUCUUCCUGCCAUGUGUACUGCACGAGACGGACACUCACUGCGGCGUGUCCUGCGUCAUGUUAACCACUGACCAAACACAGCUGAGUUUCACUCCGGUAUUAUGUGGAUGUUGCUGUUUUUCUGUCUUGCAAAACUCCUCUUGUAUUGCAAUAGACUUUCAAAAAAACGCCUUAAUAAAAUAACACCUAAUCUACCUACCACGAUGACAGUCUGUUUUCCCUUUUGUGGAAGGUAACCAAGCAUUUCGAUGUGCAUGGGUUUGUGCUGAAAACGCUCUCUUAUUCUAGUCAGAUAAGUAUAUUUUUGAAGACAAGUAUGUACAACAGAUGUGUAUUAUUCUGUAUGGUUCUCAGAGAACGUGGACAUAAAAUGUUUUCACUAUUUUGCCUUCGCUAUUAGCCAUGGGAAAAGCAGAUUGUUGGUUAUUUUGCAUUUUUCUGUGACGCAGAACUGAUGCCAGCACUUUACACAAGAUUUGCUAAUCCCUCUAAUGUAUACGUGGCACUAAAUGAUUUAGUCUCUGUAUGGUUUCACUCCUAUGCAAGUCUGCUGUCUGUGUUUAAAGAGUGUGGAUAGAUGGACAUAAAUACAAGGACAGCCUGAUAAUGCACUUGAUUUGCUACAAUUUAAUAAAGCCUCU
Messenger RNA from Cheilinus undulatus (humphead wrasse), 3073 nucleotides. RefSeq names its product F-box only protein 30-like. The record is from RefSeq and is a predicted model, not a curated record. The transcript has 4 exons. Bases 281 to 2503 code for a protein of 740 amino acids. Lineage: Eukaryota; Metazoa; Chordata; Actinopteri; Labriformes; Labridae. Gene Ontology annotation, molecular function: protein binding; zinc ion binding; ubiquitin protein ligase activity.